UGUUUAAUUUUUUUUAGCCAUAUGUUUCCGAUUUGUGUCCUCUUACCAAAAUUCUUGUAACUGGAAAAUAAAAAGGUAUCAUUUUGAAAAGUUCCAAAAAAAGCUUCAUAAACGAGUUCAGCUAUUAGAAUCAAACGGCCUUAAGGGGAGUGUGUGUUUGUGCGUGCUAUUCUAGUUCCAACAGGGGAAUGCAUGUGACAGAAAAAAAAUAUAAGCCAACAAAGUGUACACAAGGGACCAGAAAAAGGUCAGCUUGCCUCCUUACUCUAGAAAAUAAAUCUUCAAAUGUCAAAAAUGAGAAAGCCAAAGGUAAAAGACUCACUAAGUUUAACAAGGCUUUAGAGGAUAAUAGAAGGCUGAAAGAGAGACUGUAUAAUCUCGAGUCUUCAGUAAGCGCUUACAGCUCAACAGUCACUAACAAAGAAGACAGGCUGCAGGUCGAAUUACAAGUGCAGAAAGAUCUUUCAAAAGCGCUCGAAAAAAAGACAGAAGAGUAUAGAAUAGCAUUAGAAGAAUCCGAACAUUGCAAGAGCACCGCAUUCGACAGGAUCAUUGAGCUUGAAACGCAAUGUCAGAAAUUGAAAAAGAAAAUCAUCACACAAGAGCAUGAAAUAGCCAAUAUGAAAUUCAAGUACAAUGAGCUAAAAAAAUGUGGAAAAUAGUAAAAAAAA
Messenger RNA from Cimex lectularius (bed bug), 671 nucleotides. RefSeq lists its product as uncharacterized. NCBI's taxonomy places the organism in Eukaryota, Metazoa, Arthropoda, Insecta, Hemiptera, Cimicidae. Bases 189 to 662 code for a protein of 157 amino acids. The transcript has 3 exons. The record is from RefSeq and is a predicted model, not a curated record.